Aureococcus anophagefferens is the source of this 1701-nucleotide messenger RNA. RefSeq lists its product as hypothetical. Lineage: Eukaryota; Pelagophyceae; Pelagomonadales; Pelagomonadaceae. Gene Ontology annotation, molecular function: antiporter activity. Gene Ontology annotation, cellular component: membrane. The coding region runs from base 1 to 1701 and encodes 566 amino acids. The transcript has 3 exons. The record is from RefSeq and is a predicted model, not a curated record. Gene Ontology annotation, biological process: proton transmembrane transport.
AUGGACGACGACGGGGAGGAGACGCCGUCGGCCCGGCCGUCGCGGCUGAGCCGGGCGGCGACGGUCCUGCGGCUGAGGGCGCGCACGAACUCCAUCGCGCUCCUCGUGAAGCGGACGGUGCGGCUCGCGCCGCAGAUCGACCGCCACAUCGACGUCGACGCGAACCUGAGCCAGGCGCUGCUCUGCGGUCUGGGGCUGCUCGUGGCCGUCUUCUCGCCUUUGAGCCACGGCAAGCUCAUGCUGCCGCGCAACGGGCCGGGCUGGGCGCUCUUCGUCACCUGGCUCGGCGCGAACGUCUGCGGCAAGGUGCUCGGCGGCGUCGGCCUGCCGCCGCUCGCGGGGCAGCUCCUGGGGGGCGUCGCGCUGCGGAACCUGCGGGUCUUCCACGCGUCGGCGCUCACGGGCCACUGGAAGGCGGCGAUCCGGAGCUUCGGGCUGGGCGUCAUCAUGAUGCGGAGCGGUCUAGAGCUCGACGUCGACGCGAUCCGCCGCGCGGGCGCGGUGAGCCUGCGGCUGACGGUCAUGCCGGGCCUCUCGGAGGCGCUGGCCGUCGGCGUCGUGGCGUCCUACGUCUUCGCCAUGCCCUUCAUGCUGUCUUUAUCGCUCGGCUUCAUCCUAGCGGCCGUGAGCCCCGCCGUCGUCGUCGUCGGCAUGUUCGACCUGCACCAGCGGGGCUUCGGCACGGCCAAGGGCAUCCCGUCCAUCGUCGUCGCCGCGGCGUCCAUGGACGACAUCGUCGCCAUGCUCGGCUUCUCCGUGUGCAUCGGCCUCGCGGGCGGCCACGGGACGGUCGUGGAGAACGCGACGCACGGGCCCAUCUCCGUCGUCGUCGGCGCUCUCUACGGCGUCCUCGGCGGCGGCCUCGUGGGGUUGACGUCGCUCUGGGACCGGCCCUGGAAGCGCACGGUGGCGACGCUCCUCACGGGCCUGCUGCCCAUGUUCGUCGCCGAGAAGCUCCACGCGCACGGCGGCGGCGCGAUCGGCGCGUUAACGACGGGCCUCGUCGGCGCGCUCGCGUGGAAGCGCGGCGGCCUGCUGAAGAGCGGCAUCCCCAUGCUGCGCAUCGACGCGGCGCUCGAGCGGAUCCGCGGUGAGCUCGCGUUCCUCGCGCGCCGCGUCGGCGACGACGACGGCGCGGCCGCGGCCCUGCUGCGGGCCAGGGACGGCCUCGAGUCCAUCGAGGCCGCGAACCGCGUCGCCGGCGAGCUCCUCACCUACAAGAUGCCGACGACGGUGCGCAUCGACACCGCGGGCAACUUCUUCAAGCUCCAGCGGAGCGAGAACGAGCAGGCGCAGGAGGAGGACGACAAGUCGGCGGGCAGCCGCACGAUGGGCCGGCGCCGGUCGAGCUUCAAGAUGACGGCCGUCGGGGGCCUCGUCCAGCGCCGGCCGUCGGCCGCGUCGGGCGCGCGGUCGCGCGCGGACUCGGGCGGCUCCGACGGCGGCGACGCCCAGGGCAGGACAAGGGUGAUUCAACGCGACGCCGGGCCCGGCAUCGCGAACUCGAACUUCGGGCGGUCCCUGUCCCUCGACGACGGCCUCCGCGCCCACUCCGGCACGACGCUCGAGGACCUCGCCGGCGCCGGGGACGCCGGGGGCGCCGGGGACGCCGGGGACGCCGGGGGCGACGUCGAAGCCGGGGACGCCGGGGACGCCGGGGGCGACGUCGAAGCCGGGGACGCCGGGGACGCCGGCUCCUAG